This is a messenger RNA of Solea senegalensis (Senegalese sole), 2597 nucleotides long. It is a transcript of the gene rint1, whose product is annotated as RAD50 interactor 1. Bases 38 to 2422 code for a protein of 794 amino acids. Lineage: Eukaryota; Metazoa; Chordata; Actinopteri; Pleuronectiformes; Soleidae. The transcript is spliced from 15 exons. Gene Ontology annotation, biological process: regulation of ER to Golgi vesicle-mediated transport; endoplasmic reticulum to Golgi vesicle-mediated transport; retrograde vesicle-mediated transport, Golgi to endoplasmic reticulum. The record is from RefSeq and is a predicted model, not a curated record. Gene Ontology annotation, cellular component: Dsl1/NZR complex.
CUAGCAAAUGUGUUGACAGCGUCGUCAGAGAGGAAAGAUGGCGGCGCUCAGUGCAGCGGAGCAAACAGUGGACACAGAGCACUUUUCAGAGUCAAUGCACUCACUCAGCUCAGAUGCCGAGGCUUUCCCCGCGGACUCAGCAGAACAACACGACUUUGUAGUGGAUUUCAUAGAGAAAGAGGUUGGCAGCGACCUGAAAUCCCUGAAAAAUGUCAGCAACCUGCUGAAAAAACUGACAGACGAGAACAACGUCCUGGAAGAACAGGUUCUGACUGUAUCCAGCUCUGUACCUCCUAAAGUUUCUGCAGCUCUCUCAGCAGCUGAGGAGGCCAGAUGUUCCCUGGAGGAGCUGCUGAAGAAAGAGCGACUCAUCUCCAACAUGCUGCACCAGCAUCUCCAGGGGGCGCAGCCUUGGAUGGAUAAUCUUGGCCAGAUCCUUAACCAAGUGGACCACAUAGAGCGACACAUGGAAUACUUACGCUGCCUUCAACAUAUCGAGGAACUGAGUGCUGCAGUCCAGCAGUGUCUGAUGACCAGCAGUGUGUGGGAGGCCAUCAGAGCAGUAGACAGCAUGGCUGCACUGGACACAGGACUCAGCCAGUCUGCUUGUUCUCAUCUCCAGGACUUCCUCCGGGAAACGCUUCACUUCUGGCACAAGAUUAUCAAAGACCGACUGACCAUUGACUUUGAGAAAGUAUUGACUCAACUCCAUUGGCCAAUCAUCUCUCCACCCACACAGUCGCUUACACCCACGGCCAGCUCUCCUGAGAUCAGCAGCCAACUGGAACUGCUCGUCACACAGCUGCUCGCCCUGCAGACCUCUGAUGACCUUUUAUCUCAGAAGGAUUUGGCCUCUGGAAAGGGUGGACCCUCUGCUCAGACUGUGUCUUUGGCCACGCCUACAUCCCUAGCUCCUCCCCUCUGCCUUCCCAUCCAGAUCAUGCUGCUGCCACUCAGCAAGAGGUUCAGAUAUCACUUCUUUGGCAAUCGACAGACCAACACACCCAACAAGCCAGAGUGGUACCUCACACAGGCUUUGAUGUGGAUGGGGAACAGCACCACCUUCAUGGAGGAGAAGAUUCAGCCAAUUCUGGACCGAGCUGGGGCUGACAUUAGUGCCAGGGUGGAGCUUUGUCGAGGCCUGCUGUCUCUCGUGCAGGAGAAAGUGGCCAGCGAUGCUUCCAGGCUGUUGUACGACGACGCGCUCUUCUCUCACCUGGUAGAGGAGGUGCUGCAGUUUGAGAAGGAGCUGCGAAGCAACCACUCAUACCCAGCGGCACUGCCCGGUCUGCUGCACCUCCUGCUCGAGGACGCUGUCCUGCAGAAGUGGCUCACUGUAGAAAGAAAAAUGGCAGUGGAGAAGAUGGAUGCCAUGCUGUCAGCUGAGGGAGCGUGGAGCUCUCAGUACAAAGACAUCAGUGAUAUGGACGAGCUGAAGGCUCCAGACUGUGCCGAGACCUUCAUGACUCUGCUACAGGUCAUCACUGAGCGAUACCGGGCUUUGCCCUGUCCCUCUGCCCAGCUGAAGUUUCUGGGGCUACAGAGAGAACUGGUGGAUGAUUUCCGCAUUCGACUCACUCAGGUGAUGAAAGAGGAGUCUCGCUGUCCACUUGGUGCACGUUACUGUGCCAUUCUCAAUGCUGUCAACUACAUCUCCACCAUCUUGUCAGACUGGGGAGAUAAUGUGUUUUUCCUGCAGCUACAGCAGGCAGCUGUGUCUCUCGGAGACGACGUGGUGUUGCGAGACCUUGGGGUGUUGGAGUUGGGCCGCCUGGCCUCUCUGGAGGGCUCUCUGUUUGAAGGUCUGUUGGCAUUGCUGGAUCGCCUGAAGGGAGACAUGUUGGGGAGACUGUUGGAAUGGACCAUGAGGGAAGUCAUAGAAAAGGCCAGGCCAUAUGGCCAAGACAGGUGGUUGUCCCUACCAUCCCAGCAUGACCUGUCCACCAUGACACUAUCCAGUUCAGCUUGUCCCAUGAUGCUGUGUGUGAGGGACAGGCUGCUGCACCUUCAUCAGAGUCUGAGUCUUUCUCUGUUCCAACUAGCCUGGCAGGGCCUGGCAGACAGACUGAACAAAUUUCUGUACCAGGAUGUGAUCCUGUCCAAUCAUUUCAGUGAUGGUGGAGCAGCUCAGCUUCAGUUCGACAUGACCAGAAAUUUGUUUCCUCUGUUUGGACACUACUGCAAAAGACCUGAGAACUUCUUUAAGCAUGUUAAGGAAGCGUGUAUCAUCUUGUGUUUGAACGUUGGUUCUGCUCUCCUGCUAAAGAACCUGCUGAAAGAGUCAGAGAAUGAGACACGAGACUGUACAGGUGUGGACGAUCCCUCACCCGAGUCUGCGCUCAAUGAGUUGGGGGUUUACUGCUUGGCAUCGUGCGACGUGUUGAUCCUCCUCAGCCUCAGGGCAUCCUGGCCUGGACAGUGACACUCCCUCCAUUGUCGGUGUGUGUGUAUCGCACAGAAAUGUUUUUUCUGAGUUCCGUUAAACCAGGGGUGUCAAACUCAAAUGGUCUGGGGGCCAAUGAGCAUCUCGUCUGGUCAUGAGGGAGCUGGUCUAGUGAAUUUUGUGGGUUUGUGUAAUAAAUCAAUUCGACCUGCAA